CAGAAUACGCAUAUCAUCCUAAAAUAAGAAAGAUGUUAAUAUUUUAUGAAGAAAAGAACUAUCAGGGUCGCAGCUUUGAGUGCCGCAGUGAUUGUCCUAAUUUAACCAUUUACCUAAAUCAAUGCGGCUCCAUCCGUGUCUUGAAUGGAUGCUGGAUGAUAUAUGAGCGUCUAAACUACAUGGGAUACCAGUAUUUCAUAAAGAGGGGAGAAUAUCCAAACUUUCAAGAAUGGAUGGGUUUUAAUGAUACUAUCAGAUCUUGUCUAGCAGUUCCACAACAUGGGGGAUGUUAUCGACUGAGAUUGUAUGAACGAAAUAACUUUGGAGGCAAAAUGUUGGAGGCUGCGGAUGACUGCCCUUCAGUAUUUGACAGUUUUAAUCACCAUGACAUUCAGUCUUGCAAUGUGUUUGAUGGUUAUUGGAUUUUUUAUGAAGAACCCAAUUAUAGAGGACGGCAGUAUUACCUGAGGCCAGGAGAAUACAGAAGAUUCAGAGAUUGGGGUGCCAUGAAUGCCAGAGUUGGGUCCUUCAAGAAAAUCUUUUAGACAACAUUAAAUUGACAAUGAAUAAUAAAGUUCUAUGGUACCUAUA
This is a messenger RNA of Spea bombifrons (plains spadefoot toad), 591 nucleotides long. RefSeq names its product gamma-crystallin M2-like. Lineage: Eukaryota; Metazoa; Chordata; Amphibia; Anura; Pelobatidae. Gene Ontology annotation, molecular function: structural constituent of eye lens. The record is from RefSeq and is a predicted model, not a curated record. Gene Ontology annotation, biological process: lens development in camera-type eye; visual perception. Bases 33 to 545 code for a protein of 170 amino acids. The transcript is spliced from 3 exons.